CAUCCGUCAUAAUUCUAUUUUUAAUUCCGUCAUUUCUGUCCAACUUUCGAUUUUGUGAAUAGAGUGAAUUUUUGUUUCUACUUACAUAAAAUCUCUUGUUAUUUUAAAAUUACGUUAAUAGUUGAUGAAGCAUAAUCAAGUAUGUCUGUGAAUAUACCGGAGUGCCCAGCAAGUUUAAAGGCAAUUCAGCAUUACCUAAAGACUGCUGCAGAACAUGAUACUAGAGAUCCAGUUGUGGCUUAUUGGUGUAGACUUCAUGCAUUACAAGUGGGACUGAAAAUUGCUAAUAAGAAAACCCCAGAAGAAACGAAAUUAUUGAUGGGAUUGAUGGAUUGGUUAGAAGAAGUUAAGAAAACGAAUCGAGAAAAUGAAGCAAUUACUAAUGAAGUAGCAGCACAAGCCCAUCUUGAAAAUUAUGCAUUGAAGCUCUUUUUGUAUGCUGAUAAACAAGAUAGAGAACAAAAUUAUGGAAAAAAUAUUGUAAAGGCUUUCUACACGGCUGGUAUGAUUUAUGAUGUCCUGACAACAUUUGGUGACCUUACUGAUGAAGCUACCCAAAAUAGAAAGUAUGCCAAGUGGAAGGCUGCUUACAUCCAUAACUGCCUCAAGAAUGGAGAAACACCUGUGCCAGGACCAAUGCAGUCAGAACAGGGGGAUGAAAAUGCUGAACAACCUACAAGUGACGGCUUACCUGCACCUGCACCUGCUCCCACGGAUUUACCUCAAGUACCGGGAUUUACUACUGUGACUCCAGCAACCCCACCAGUGGCCCCAUCUAGCUUCAAUAGUUUUCUGCCUGAUCCCAAUGCUGCAAUGAGAGCAGCUUCCCAACUCCCACCAGUACCAUAUACUCCUGACCCAAACCCUGGUGGUUUUGUCCCUUAUGACCCAUCACAGCAACAACAACAACCAGAACCAACACCUACUAAUUUAUAUGGUGACAAUAGAAUUGCACAGCUGUCCCCAGAUCAAAUUGCUAAAGCUCAGAAAUAUUGUAAAUGGGCAAGUAGUGCACUCAACUACGACGAUAUUAAGACUGCUGUAGGCAAUCUUAAAAAUGCUUUGGAAUUAUUACAAACAGGCCGUGAUCCUGCUUGAAUAGCAGUUCAUAUUGUGAUAUAUACUGUUUGUAUAAAUUGUUUUAUUUUUACUGUUUGCUUUUUCAAGUUAUGUUGGGAGCAAUAUUAAAUGCUAAUUAACGUUAUUAUUAUAUAUACAAUUGAUCAAUAUUUUAUAGGAUUGCACGAAUUAACUGAAUAUAAGGCAGCUUUAAAAUUUAACUUUUUUGAAACCAACUGUCUGAAAUGGAAUACUCAGAUUUCAAAGAAAAAGAGUGUUGUCCCACCUGCUGCCUUACUCUACUUAUCUAUGUUUAAAGCAUUAUUUUCGGAUUUUAAGUUAGUACAAUCAAAUACAAGUUUUUUUAUCUGGAUAAAAGUGCAUUAUGUGCAUUUUAUAUACACAUUUGGGUUUUCUAUAUUUGCUAGUUCUAGUAGUGAUUAUGUGCAAAGAAUUGUUGUUUGCAAGAUAUGAAUCUGUUUAAAAUAAAAUGAUAAGUGAUAAAAAAUAUUAUUAUAGCUUGUUACUGAACAAUGAAACUUAUCCUAUAAUAAUUAAAAUAUAAUUAUAAUUCAUAAAUAUUACAUUUUAUUAAUCUAGUGGACAUCUCACUCACGGUAAGGUUUUAAAUAGAAAGAAAACUGAAGUGAUAGAAAAUCAUUUUUUUACUAGGUGAUCACUAGAUACUCUAUUCGACAUAUGCAGAAUAUAAAAAUAUAAUAUUUGCAGUAUAGUUAAUUGAAAUAGUAGAAGUAUGUUUUUGUCAUGGAAAUUGGAAUACCUACAACACAAAUGUUAGUUACUGUUUUUAUAUCAGAGUGCUAGAAUUAAUAUAUUAGAACAAUAAACUAAAUAAAGUCCAGAUCAUCUCACAAAUUAUAAUACAAUUAGGGAAAUGAUUUGCAUAAUUAUUAUAAAAUGGUAUAUUAAGAGUCAUUUAUUGGUACAAAAUAUUGUAGUACCUAAGCAUUAAAACUGCUUGAUAAUGGUGAUAUAAAAAUAUCACUUUCUCCAUACAUAGAAACAGGUAAAAUAAAACAUAUAAAUAAUA
Molecule: messenger RNA, 2110 nt
Organism: Spodoptera litura
Lineage: Eukaryota; Metazoa; Arthropoda; Insecta; Lepidoptera; Noctuidae
Gene: Vta1
Product: vesicle trafficking 1
Biological process (GO): late endosome to vacuole transport via multivesicular body sorting pathway
Cellular component (GO): multivesicular body
Source: RefSeq, a predicted model, not a curated record